AUGGAUAAUAUGUACAGUUAUGAUUAUCAAUUUCGUCUGAUAGUUGUGGGAGAUUCAACAGUUGGAAAGUCAUCACUAUUACGGAGCUUUUGUGAUGGCGUCUUUUCUCAAGAUCCCGAUCCGACUGUUGGUGUUGAUUUUAAUGUGCGCAUUGUUGAAGUUAAACCUGGUGUCAAAGUCAAACUACAGCUAUGGGACACAGCUGGACAAGAACGAUUUCGGAGUAUAACACGCGCGUAUUAUCGAAAUUCAGUCGGUGUCCUUCUGAUAUAUGAUACAACUAACUAUGUGAGUUUUACACAUGUGACAAGUUGGUUAAAUGAAGCUCGUGCACAAAUUCAACCUUAUCAUUCAGUCUUUCUGCUUGUCGGUACGAAAAUCGAUCGCGAAUCGGAACGUCAAGUGACAACCGAAGAAGGCAAAGCAUUUGCUGAUUUCCAUAAUAUUUCAUUUAUUGAAACGUCUUCUAAAUCAUCUCUAUACGUUCAAGAAGCAUUCACAAUGAUAGCUCGCGAAAUCUACGAUAUGCUCACCGAAGGACGCAUACAUGUUCAAAGCGGAUGGGACGGAGUGAAAACAGGUCCAAAAUCUGCCAAUUCCAAUCAAAGUCAACCGAUCGAAAUCGCACAGAAUGUCCAACCACGACGUAAUGGGUGUUGUAGCAGUUAA
This is a messenger RNA of Adineta ricciae, 669 nucleotides long. The record is from the annotation of a GenBank genome assembly. Lineage: Eukaryota; Metazoa; Rotifera; Eurotatoria; Adinetida; Adinetidae.